Molecule: messenger RNA, 1719 nt
Organism: Capronia epimyces CBS 606.96
Lineage: Eukaryota; Fungi; Ascomycota; Eurotiomycetes; Chaetothyriales; Herpotrichiellaceae
Product: asparaginyl-tRNA synthetase
Exons: 2
Coding region: 1-1719 (572 amino acids)
Biological process (GO): asparaginyl-tRNA aminoacylation
Cellular component (GO): cytoplasm
Molecular function (GO): nucleic acid binding; asparagine-tRNA ligase activity; ATP binding
Source: RefSeq, a predicted model, not a curated record
AUGGCUUCCUCGAUUUAUAUCGACGAGGAUGUCGGGCGCGACGAUGACUCCGCCGUCGGGACUGAAACAGCCCCAUACAAGACUCUUCUCCACGCCAUGAUCAGACACCCUCCUGAGAGCGCCACGUAUCAAAUCCGCAAAUCCGUCACUGGUCCCCUCGAUGCCGAUGGAAACCCGGAUGGCCGUCUCGAAUGGAAAGCGCCCUCUAAAUCUGCCACAAAGAAAGCCACCAACUUGUAUGAGCAACAUAAGAAAAAGCAAGCCAAAGCAUCCGAACUGGCCAUCCGCGAGAACGCUGAAGCAGUCAGACGGCAACAAGUCCUGGAAGACGCCAAGAAGAUCACCCUCGAAGAAGAUGCCAGUCUUCCCGCACCCGUCAGGGUCCGACUCGAUGAGACCGACCCAGCGAAAAUCAAGUUGGGCACAUCGGACAGUCCGGGCACGCGUGUCCGUGUGCUUGGGAGAGUCCACCACCUACGCUCUCAGAAGGACAUCAUUUUUGUGACUCUCAAAGACGGCUAUGGUCUUAUGCAAUGCGUGUUUAGCGGCAAGCUGAUCAAAACCUAUGCAGCCCUGACCCUGACCCUGGAAACCUCACUCGCCAUUCACGGCGAGCUCAGAGCUCUGCCCCCUAAAGCCCAUGCGCCUCUCGACCGCGAACUGCACGCUGACUACUUCACUGUUAUCGGAGCUGCUGUCGGCGACAAGGAUGCCAUAACCAACAAAGUUCAACAGGACGGCGACGCGCAGACCCUGCUGGACAACCGCCACCUGGUCCUCCGAGGCGACAAUGCAUCCGCCGUCAUGAAAGUCCGCGCGGCCGUGACACGAGCGUUCCGCCAGACCUACGUAGAAACACGACUUACAGAAGUCACACCGCCCGCCAUGGUGCAGACGCAGGUCGAAGGCGGCGCCACACUGUUCGAAUUCAACUACUACGGCGAAAAGGCCUACUUGACGCAAUCUUCGCAGUUGUACCUUGAAACGUGCCUCCCCUCUCUGGGCGACGUCUUCUGCAUCUGCCCAUCCUUCCGUGCCGAAAAAUCCCUGACCCGACGCCAUCUGUCCGAGUACACACACAUCGAAGCCGAACUAGACUUCAUCACCUUCGACGACCUCCUCGCACACCUCGAGCACGUCAUCUGCCGAGUCAUUGAACUUACACUCGCCGACCCUGUCAUUGCGGGCUAUGUAAAGGAACUCAACCCUAAAUUUACUCCUCCCACCCGCCCCUUCCGCCGCAUGAAGUAUGCCGAGGCUAUUGAAUGGCUGAUCGAGCACAACAUCCCCAACGAAGAAGGUCAGCCGCACAAGUUUGGCGACGAUAUUGCCGAAGCCGCGGAACGCAAGAUGACCGACGAGCUCAACGUGCCUAUUUUCCUCACCCACUUCCCCGUCGAGAUCAAAGCUUUCUACAUGAAGAAGGACGACAGCGACAAGCGGGUCACAGAGAGUGUGGACGCGCUCAUGCCCGGAGUUGGUGAGAUAGUGGGUGGGAGUAUGCGUAUGGAUGAUUACGAGGAGCUCAUGGCUGCGUACAAGCGUGAGGGAAUCGAUCCGGCCCCUUACUACUGGUAUACAGACCAAAGACGGUAUGGCACCUCCCCUCACGGCGGCUAUGGGCUGGGUCUCGAACGCUUUCUCGCUUGGAUGUGCGGCCGAUGGACAGUGAGGGAGUGCGCACUCUACCCACGCUUCGCCUACAGAUGCACCCCUUGA